AUGGAUGAGGAAAACAUGACGAAAAGCGAGGAGCAGCAGCCUCUGAGUUUGCAAAAAGCCUUACAGCAGUGCGAGUUGGUCCAAAACAUGAUAGACCUGAGCAUCUCCAACCUGGAAGGGCUUAGGACCAAAUGUGCUACUUCCAACGACCUCACACAAAAAGAAAUCCGGACCCUGGAGAGCAAGCUGGUGAAGUACUUCAGCCGGCAGCUGUCCUGCAAAAAGAAGGUAGCCCUGCAGGAACGCAAUGCCGAGCUGGACGGCUUCCCCCAGCUCCGGCACUGGUUCCGGAUCGUCGACGUGCGGAAGGAAGUCCUGGAGGAGAUCACCCCGGGCCAGCUGAGUCUGGAGGACCUCUUGGAGAUGACGGACGAGCAGGUGUGUGAGACCGUGGAGAAAUACGGGGCCAACCGGGAGGAGUGUGCCCGCCUCAAUGCCUCCCUCUCCUGCCUCCGGAACGUCCACAUGUCAGGAGGCAACCUUUCCAAACAAGACUGGACCAUCCAGUGGCCCACCACGGAGACGGGGAAGGAGAACAACCCCGUGUGCCCCCCGGAGCCGACCCCGUGGAUCCGCACCCACCUCUCCCAGAGCCCCAGGGUCCCGUCCAAGUGCGUCCAGCACUACUGUCACGCCAGCCCCAGCCCGGGGGCCCCCGUGUACACCCACGUGGACAGGCUCACGGUGGACGCCUACCCGGGCCUGUGCCCGCCGCUGCCACUGGAGUCGGGCCACCGGUCCCUGCCUCCGUCGCCCCGGCAGCGGCACACGGUCCGCACCCCGCCGCGCACCCCCAACAUCGUCACCACCGUGACCCCGCCCGGCACGCCACCCGUGAGGAGGAAGAACAAGCUGAAGCCCCCGGGGACCCCGCCGCCCUCCUCCCGGAAGCUGAUCCACCUGAUACCGGGUUUCACGGCCCUGCAUCGGAGCAAGUCCCACGAGUUCCAGCUGGGUCACCGCGUAGACGAGGCCCACACGCCCAAAGCCAAGAAGAAAAGCAAGCCGUUGAACCUCAAGAUCCACAGCAGCGUGGGCAGCUGUGAGAAUAUCCCCUCCCAGCAGCGCUCCCCGCUGCUGUCCGAGCGCUCCCUCCGCUCCUUCUUCGUGGGACACGCGCCCUUCCUGCCCUCCACCCCUCCCGUCCACUCCGAGGCCAACUUCUCCUCAAACACCCUGUCAGUGCCACGCUGGUCCCCACAGAUCCCUCGCAGAGACCUCGGCAACUCCAUCAAGCACAGGUUUUCCACGAAGUACUGGAUGUCUCAGACAUGCACAGUCUGUGGGAAGGGGAUGCUUUUUGGCCUCAAGUGUAAAAACUGCAAGUUAAAGUGCCACAACAAAUGCACCAAAGAAGCCCCACCCUGUCAUCUCCUGAUCAUCCACCGAGGGGAUCCAGCAAGGUUAGUCCGGACAGAGUCCGUUCCGUGUGACAUCAACAACCCUCUACGAAAGCCACCCCGGUAUUCGGACCUGCACAUCAGCCAGACGCUCCCUAAAACCAACAAAAUCAACAAGGACCACAUCCCUGUUCCUUACCAGCCAGACUCUAGCAGCAAUCCCUCGUCCACAACGUCCUCCACGCCCUCCUCGCCAGCACCCCCGCUCCCUCCCAGUGCCACGCCGCCUUCUCCCCUACACCCUUCUCCGCAGUGCACAAGGCAGCAGAAGAACCUCAACCUGCCAGCGUCCCACUACUACAAAUACAGGCAGCAGUUCAUUUUCCCAGAUGUGGUGCCGGUGCCAGAGACGCCGACCCGGGCGCCCCAGGUCAUCCUGCAUCCAGUGACCUCGAAUCCAAUCUUGGAAGGAAAUCCAUUACUUCAAAUUGAAGUGGAGCCAACCUCAGAGAACGAGGAGGGUCACGAUGAGGCCGAGGAGUCGGAGGAUGACUUUGAGGAGAUGAACCUGUCCCUCCUCUCGGCCCGGAGCUUCCCGCGCAAGGCUAGCCAGACCAGCAUCUUCCUUCAGGAGUGGGACAUCCCCUUUGAGCAGCUGGAGAUCGGCGAGCUCAUCGGAAAGGGCCGCUUCGGGCAGGUGUACCACGGCCGCUGGCACGGGGAGGUGGCCAUCCGGCUGAUCGACAUUGAGAGGGAUAACGAGGAGCAGCUCAAGGCCUUCAAGCGGGAGGUGAUGGCCUACAGGCAGACGCGGCACGAGAACGUGGUGCUCUUCAUGGGCGCCUGCAUGAGCCCGCCCCACCUGGCCAUCAUCACCAGCCUCUGUAAGGGCCGGACACUCUACUCUGUGGUGAGGGAUGCCAAGAUCGUCUUGGAUGUCAACAAAACGAGGCAGAUUGCCCAAGAAAUUGUGAAGGGCAUGGGCUACCUCCACGCCAAGGGAAUCCUGCACAAGGACCUCAAGUCCAAGAACGUCUUCUACGACAACGGCAAAGUGGUGAUCACAGACUUUGGGCUCUUCAGCAUUUCCGGGGUGCUGCAGGCUGGCAGGCGUGAUGACAAGCUGCGUAUCCAGAGCGGCUGGCUGUGCCACUUGGCCCCGGAGAUCAUCCGCCAGCUGUCUCCCGACACAGAGGAAGACAAGCUCCCCUUCUCCAAACACUCGGACGUCUUUGCGCUCGGGACAAUCUGGUAUGAACUCCAUGCCAGAGAGUGGCCUUUCAAGACCCAACCAGCAGAGGCAAUAAUCUGGCAAAUGGGCACAGGCAUGAAACCCAACCUCAGCCAGAUCGGCAUGGGAAAAGAAAUCUCGGACAUUCUUCUCUUCUGCUGGGCCUUUGAACAAGAGGAGAGACCUACCUUUACCAAGCUCAUGGACAUGCUGGAGAAACUGCCAAAGCGAAACCGCCGCCUGUCUCACCCUGGACAUUUCUGGAAGUCUGCAGAGUAA
Molecule: messenger RNA, 2850 nt
Organism: Balaenoptera acutorostrata (minke whale)
Lineage: Eukaryota; Metazoa; Chordata; Mammalia; Artiodactyla; Balaenopteridae
Gene: KSR2
Product: kinase suppressor of ras 2
Exons: 19
Coding region: 1-2850 (949 amino acids)
Biological process (GO): protein phosphorylation
Molecular function (GO): ATP binding; protein kinase activity
Source: RefSeq, a predicted model, not a curated record